Molecule: messenger RNA, 2165 nt
Organism: Gadus macrocephalus (Pacific cod)
Lineage: Eukaryota; Metazoa; Chordata; Actinopteri; Gadiformes; Gadidae
Gene: vtna
Product: vitronectin a
Exons: 8
Coding region: 107-1843 (578 amino acids)
Biological process (GO): immune response; cell-matrix adhesion; cell adhesion mediated by integrin
Molecular function (GO): scavenger receptor activity; polysaccharide binding; extracellular matrix binding
Source: RefSeq, a predicted model, not a curated record
UGAACACAAACGAACACAAACAAGAAGAAGAGGGUGAAUGACCUAGCACACUGAUUGGUAACACACUGCACGUCCUUAGCUUUUCAGUUACUUCUCUCACGGCACCAUGAAGACCAGGCUGCUCCUUUUAAGUUUGAUAGUGGUUGCCCAGGCGAUUGAAGAGUCGUGCAUGGGUCGCUGUGAGAAGGGCUUUGACUCUCUAAGGGACUGUCAGUGUGACACUAUGUGUAAAUACUACAAGAGCUGCUGCUCUGACUAUGAGCCCACCUGCGGCAUGAUUACGCGCGGGGACACUUUCUUCAUCGCCGAGGACGACGACGACUAUUCCUUCGGCGAGGGCCCUCCCGCGGGGAGUCCGUCCCCCGAGGCUGCCCGAGAUGUGGUGGAUGCAGUCGGCGACACAUCCCCUCGGGGGUCUCCGUCGACAGAGGACGCCCCGAUCCCACGUCUUUCUCCGACCGGACGUCCUGCUCCGAGCCGGCGCCCCGCUCCGACCGGACGUCCCUUUGGGACCAGACGCCCCAUUCCCGCGAGGCGCCCUGUUCCAACGGCAGUAGACCCGGGGGCUGACAUCGUCACAACAGUGGCCCCCCCCACGCCGGCGCACACCACUCAGGCGGCCACCACGCCGGAGCCUGACCCCGAUGCUGAGGUCUGCAGCGGGAGGCCCUUCGACUCCUUUACACAGCUUAAGAACGGCUCCAUCUAUGCAUUCAGAGGGGAGUAUUUCUUUGAACUGGACCAGAAAGCAGUACUGCCUGGCUAUCCCAAACUGAUCAAGGACGUGUGGGGCAUCAGUGGUCCUAUAGAUGCUGCAUUCACACGGGUCAACUGUCAGGGCAAGACGUACAUGUUCAGGGGACGCCAGUACUGGAGGUUUGAAGACGGCGUGCUGGACGAAGGCUAUCCUAGAGAGAUAAGUGUCGGGUUUGACAAGAUCCCCGAUUAUGUGGACGCGGCCUUCGCUCUCCCCUCCCCCGCUCACCAUGAGAAGGAGAAGGUCUUCUUCUUCAGAGGGGACGAGUAUUUUGUGCACGAGUUUGUGCACGAGCCCUCGCACGAGGAGUGCGUGGCCAUGUCCAGUAGCUCUCCCUCCACGCAAUUCAGACGCUACACGGACAUGUACCGCCAUUACUACGACAUCUUCUCCAGCGGGACCUUUUCUGACGGUCUCCACCACCACGGCGGUCAUCAUUUCAUCAACAAGGACUGGAAGGGAGUCAAGUCCCCGUUGGACGCGGUGCUGACGGGAAGGAUCUACGUGAGCAACCAGAGGGUCACCCGGCCCCCCAGCGUAUCCAGGCAGGACCGGGACCAACAGCGACGCUACGACCAGCAGUACGGCCAGCAGCAGAACCAGCAGUACGGCCAGCAGUACGGCCAGCAGUACGGCCAGCAGUACGGCCAGCAGUACGGCCAGCAGUACGGCCAGCAGUGGGGGCGGCGUCGGCAGAGCCGCUCGCCCCAAUGGGGCACCAUGGCGGCGCAGGGGAUGGACAUGGGGCAGAGGUUCGCCGAGAGGGGGAUGGAGAUGGUGAGAAGACCAGGGUAUGCCUGGGAUGAACGUCGCGAUCAAGAGCGUCGCGAUCUGGACGAAUACCGCCGAGAACAACUCAACAACGGAAACCACGACCCAAGAUCCCAGGCCGCCAGGGACGACAGGGCCUACCGGGAGCUAAUGCGCCAGAGCCUCCCGCUGCAGAACGUCUACUUCUUUAAGGGGGAUAAAUACUACAGAGUGGACCUGAAGACCAAGAGAGUGGACCCCGCCAACCCUCCCUAUCCCCGGUCCAUCGCCAAGUACUGGCUUGGCUGCUCGGACCCGACCGGCGAAGAGAAAUAAGAGGUGCUCCUGUUCUUCCAGAACACAAACAUGGACGAGGGAAACUGACAAUCUGUUUGAUUUGUGUUUAUUGAUUUUACCCAUUUAUCUCUGGUACGCCGUUGUAAACUAACCAAAUGUUAAGAAGACCAUUGUUAACCCCUUUUUUGUGUAUAACCCUUCGAUUGAAGGUUUGGUUGAUGUUUUAUUUUCUAUAGCAGCUCUUGACUGGUCUCCUAAUGUGAAAGUACUACGGAAUUUUGCAAAUGUUGUCAUUUUGAUAUACAAACGAUAAGUGUAUUAAUAUAUUCUUCUGAAUAAAUACAAAUCACUGUUGUGAAUU